AUGGCGUCGUCGUCGAACAGCGAGCACCACCGCCAGCAGCGCCCAGCUCCUCUCGCUCGUCACAACUCUUCGUUCUUGGGUACAAUCAAGAACAUCGUCACUGCGCCGCUCACCUGGUUCGCCCAUCAAGAUGAUGACGCUUCCAGCGGAAAGCGCAGAAGGCCCGUCGAGAACGUCCUGACCGAGCCUGCUCUCGAGUUCGUACCCAACGGGCACCCCACGAGUGGCGAUGACGAAGAGGUGGACGACGCUACGCGCAGAUCGAAGCGCAUGAGGUUAUACAGCCCGCCACGGACGACGCAGCAUUACUUGGACCCUCCUGCCGCCGCUCUGCAGCGGAGCCAUCCCCCACCACGCCGGACCUCGGUCGUACCUCGCGCCUCGUCCGCAGUCUUGCCAUCGACUCGUGGAUCGAGGGCGACACCGUCCCCGCUUCGCCACCACGGCGUCGCUCGCACCAUGUCCAUCGACCCGCCCACCCUGGGCCUCCGCCGCGAAACCUCCUCCUCCGCAUUCAAUUUUGGACCUUCGGCUUCUGACAUGGACAUGGUUGUAGACAGUACUAAAGACGUUUCGAUGCCGCCUUCGCCUCUCUCGCCUCGCCCGUCUUUCCGUAUGCGUUCUUCUUUGACCCCCCAGCCCCAAUUCGCUCCGUCCCGUCAUAUAUCUGAGCCACCUCCGCUUAAUGCCCUAAUGUCUAAUCCUGUAUUCAUACAUCCUCCUGCCCCAAUCCACGACCCUGCACCUGCUCCGACUCUGGGAUCGCUUGCAGAGUCGCAGAGAACGGCACGGUCUCCUUCGAAGCAGAGUCGCAGCUCUCUUCUUUUCACUUCCAGUCCAAACACUGCUAACGAUGAGAAUGACGAUGCCCCGGCUCAACGAGCACUCAACCAGCUUGAUGUGUAUAAAACCCCUCUCCUUCCGACACGUCUCCGCUCCUCGAAUCUGCCUACGUCCAGCUCUGCCAAAUCCCCGGCCAUGUUCAAAUCACGCCGCUCCUCGCAUCUGAUCCUAAUGUCAGACGACAGAGAGCGAUUGGGUCGCAAGGGCAGUGCUUCCGGGAAGAGUCCUGUUGUCAAUGAGACUAAGCCUUACGCCGGAGAGGGGGGCAUGAAGAAGCUCCUUGCUCGUCAUAAGCUUGAAGCACAGAAAGAGGAGACCGAACAGAGGCUAAAAGAUGCCGAAGUUGCUGAUGAGACUACUCCUCGCCCUAAUCGACUACCCCCUCCCAUUACGGAAGUUCCUAUACCACCACCGCUUCCCAGAGAUUCGGAUUGGUUUUCGACCAUUCCGCCCCCAUUGUCAACAUCGACAUCCGGAUCUUCGCUUCGUGUUGGACGUACCAAGACAUCUCGCAAUCAUAUUCAGCGCCCCUCGAGGGCUCGAUUUUCUGCGGUGUACGAGGAGGAACCCGAUGACAUCAUGGAUGAAGAGGAUGAUCGGCGAAAGGAACGUCAGAUACUUGAGGAGGCUGCCAAGAAAGUCCCUGUUUUCCAGAUUCCUGCUGAUUUUUCUUUCGCCAAUGAUAUGCCUCCCGUCAAGUCAUCCGAUCUCGAGAACGUGAAGGAGCCUCCCAUUUCCUUUUUACCUUUCUCGUUUGCGAAGGCCGGCGAUUCAGCGACUGCGUCCAAGUCGUCUGCAGGAUUGGCUGAGCCUCCCAAAUCGGACGCCGCUUCUAGGCCUGAAGCUACCUCGUUGUUUGGAUCAUCUUCCGCGGCGACCCUUGCACCGGCUCCACCUCCGGCCCGUGUUCCUACGCCAGAGUCAAAGCCAUCGUCGAUCUUCAGUAUAAUACCGACGCCAGCGCCAACAUCAGCAGCUCUUUCAGGGGGAGCCAUUCCCAAUUUCUUCGCCAACUCACAGGCACUGAAAGACGUUGCGAUUCCUGUGCCCCCCCCGGUUCUCAACUUUGGCAGUUCUGCACCUUUUGGCAUUCCUUCCUCUAAACCUAUCCAGCCCACGAAAGAUAACGAAAAUCCUUUCUGGGACGGUGACAAGAGCAAAGCAUCAGAGGAGCCCAAGCUAAUUGCAACACUCUUUGGAGGUUCUUCCUCUACUUUCCCACCCGCAAAUAAAGCUCCAGAGGUCAAGCCAGCAACAUCGGGUUUCAAUGUCACGGCCACCACAGAGGCUCCCAAACUACCAUUCUCUUUCGCAUCUGCGACUGAAUCAAAGAAGCCUGAAACGGAUAUGGUGGCUCCGAAACCGUUGUUUGGUGGAAGUAAUACGGCUGGUACGUUGUUUGGGGACACCUCUAAGCCUACUUCCACUCUCUUUGGUGGCAUUACCAACCCUCCAGUUGCUCCCCAACCAACGCCGUCCCCUCUCUCUUUGAGCUUCCAAUCAGCUCUCCCUGAUAAGGCGAGCAUUGUGACCACCGAGCCAGCUCGGCCAAUACGUGGUGCUCCUAGCCUCGAUGCUACUAACGAGGCUCCCAAACCCUUAUUUGGCCGUUCAAGCGGUUUCUCAUUUGGACAAGGACAGACAGCAGACAAGGAUAAGGACAAACCUGCACCACCCUUCAGUUUUGGCCAGCCGGCACCUGCUGACGAGAGCAAACCCGCGACGCCUUUCUCAUUUGGGCAGUCAGCAACUGCGAACAAGGCGGAGGAGGUUAAACCAGCAUCACCUUUCACUUUUGGGGCGGCGCCGAGUACACCGCCUGUUGCCGCGUCGCCCAUUCUGGAAGUGAAGGCUGCUUCAACUCCGAUGUUCUCUUUCGGAUCUUCCACCUCGUUAGCUACCAAUCCUGCGCCGAUAUUUGGUGGGUUUGGUGGAGGGGGCAGUACUGCAGCCGAUGUAUCAAGCAAGCCGUUUAUGUUCGGAGCUCCAGGGCGACCAGUCACUCCCCCGAAGAAUAAUGAUCAGGAAGUUAGAAUGGAGGAAAGCCCAACAAGGGAACCGCAGCAGCCAAAUGGGAUGAACAAGGCUGAAACGGGGCCUACCUUGAGCGGCGGAUUCUCUUUCUGCGCUAAUACUUCGACAAGCAACGGAAUAUUUGGCAAUACUGUGCCUUCCCCGCAAUCUGCACCAUUCACUUUUGGCGGUGCUCCUGCGUCUAACCCAUUCGCUCCCAAGGACAAGCCCAAAGGCUUUGGCGGCUUUGGGCAACCAACCAGUGCACCUCCCGCAAUCACCACAUCUUUCAGCUUUGGAACUCCGAAGACCGCAGAAGAAGCAAGACCGAGUUCAGCGGGCGGUUUCACAUUCGGUACACCGACCUCCACGGCACCCGCUGCAUUUUCGUUUGGCGCGUCUGCUGUUCCGAAUCCGUUUGCGCAAGCAGCCGGCGGUUCGGCACCUAGCAGCCCCUCUACAUUUAGCCAACCGUCAUCAUUCCCGUUCGGAGCAUCAGCACCUACGAAUGCUUUCUCUUUCGGCUCCCAGCCCGCUUCACCGGCAGCAGGGGCUAAUCUCACCCUGCCACAGCCUGCUCUUUCCUCGGGAUUCGGGAAUGCGGGAGGAUUUGCUGCAGGACCUUCUCCUUCGUCGCCUUUCAGUGGUCCGAUCGCUUUGGCACCAUCUACAUCAGGCGGAGUCGGAGGAGGGUCACUUUUCACAAUCGGUGCUGCGCCACCGCCUGUCCAGGGUGCCUCUGGCUCGCGUGCAAUCAAGAAGCUGCCCCGCAGAGGGGCCGUGAAGCGGUAG
Messenger RNA from Cyclocybe aegerita, 3648 nucleotides. The record is from the annotation of a GenBank genome assembly. Lineage: Eukaryota; Fungi; Basidiomycota; Agaricomycetes; Agaricales; Hemipholiotaceae.